Rhagoletis zephyria (snowberry fruit fly) is the source of this 197-nucleotide messenger RNA. RefSeq names its product tyrosine-protein kinase Fer-like. The record is from RefSeq and is a predicted model, not a curated record. Lineage: Eukaryota; Metazoa; Arthropoda; Insecta; Diptera; Tephritidae.
GCAGCCUCAUAACGAAAGCCUGGCGCUCCUACAUGGAUGAAUUGGAUCAUCAAGCAAAACAAUUCAAAAGCAAUGCAGAACUACUCGAAGUCGUCUGCGAAAAGCUGACACAUUUAUCACAGGAUAAACGUAAAGCACGCAAAGCUUAUCAGGAGGAGCAUGCCAAGAUCGCAGCGCGCCUCAAUCAUGUAAGUUGA